Messenger RNA from Coccomyxa subellipsoidea C-169, 1112 nucleotides. RefSeq lists its product as hypothetical. Lineage: Eukaryota; Viridiplantae; Chlorophyta; Trebouxiophyceae; Coccomyxaceae. Gene Ontology annotation, molecular function: zinc ion transmembrane transporter activity. The record is from RefSeq and is a predicted model, not a curated record. The transcript has 4 exons. The coding region runs from base 81 to 1112 and encodes 343 amino acids. Gene Ontology annotation, cellular component: membrane. Gene Ontology annotation, biological process: zinc ion transmembrane transport.
CAUGAAGUGUCCCUUGAGAUGUAAAUAAGGCCAGUGUCAGCAAUGCUGGCCACCAAUAAUAGCGACUCUGCUCCUUCAGUAUGAGACAUGUCGCUCUCUUGUUGAUACUUGUGCUAGUCGCUGUCUGCUCAUCUCAAACUGUCCAGGAUGAUGUUCUGAAGGUCAACGGAUCGUUGUCACCAGCUUUAUUGGAGACAGGAGGCAGGCAUAGAAGUUUGCAGGACACACAUGAUUCAUUUAAACAGGAAGAUCCGACCACCAAACAUGCUGCAGAGUCCAAAGAUGCAACGAGCUCUUUGAAGCUCCUCAACAAGGGCUGGCAAGAGGAGACGCCCUCAGGCCACUUGGGGCACACCUCAGAGGACUUGGAAGGGCAGGAUCAGUAUGUGUCGGCGUAUGCAGUGCUGGGCCUCACGACGCUCAUGGCAGCUGCCAGUGGGCUUGGGGCCGUGCCCUUCUUCUUUGUGGGCACCCUGUCCGCUCGAUGGAGCGCACUGGCCAAUGCAGUGGCCUGCGGUGUGAUGCUGGCGGCGAGUUUUGACCUUGUGCAUGAGGGUGAGCCGUAUGGGCCUGGGCUGGUCAUCAUCGGUGUGAUGCUCGGAUCGCUGUUCAUAUGGUCAAUACAGAGGUGGCUGGACCAAUUUGAAGACGUGAAGUUUGAGAGCCUGAGGGGAGCGAGCGCACGCAAAGUGUUGCUGGUGGUGGGCAUCAUGGCGGCGCAUGCCCUUGGGGAGGGCUCUGGAGUGGGCGUGUCCUUCUGUGGACGCCGGGGCUGGUCGCAGGGCAUCCUGGUGACCUCGGCAAUCGGGCUGCACAACGUGCCGGAGGGCCUGGCGACAGCGACGGUUCUGGUGGCGCGUGGCAUUCCAGCGUCACGCGCGCUGUGGUGGACGCUCGCCACGUCACUGCCGCAGCCCCUCCUCGCACUGCCAUCCUUUGUGUUUGUGGAUGCCUUCUCAUCCCUGCUCCCGCUGGCUCUUGGCUUUGCGGCUGGCUGCAUGGUGUGGAUGGUCUUCGCAGAGCUGCUGCCGGAUGCUUUGGCAGAUGCGCCCCACGCGCAGGUGCUUGUCUUCUCUGACUGGCUCAACAUAUCUGCCAUGGCGUGUUUGUGA